AUGGACCUUCUCAAGGCGGAGCUGGAAAGGAAAAAGCAGCGCACAUCCGAGCUGGUCGCCAAAGCCGGGGGGGAGAAGGGGGGGAGACGGUUUGUCCGACGCGGAGAAGCAGCGAGGCUGGAGAAGGAGGAACGGCUGAAAAACCAGGCGGAUUUGAUAAGGUUGAGGGAAGAGAAGAAGCGCAAGCGCGAGGAAGAGGAGCGGAAAAAGGAGGAGGAGGAAGAGCGGCGAAAGAAGAGGUCAGCCCCGGUAUCAGUGAAGGAAAAGAAGAAGGCUUCUGACGCCGCCAAGGAGAAGGAGCGGGCGGCUGCGGCAGCCGCUGCAAACGAGGCAGCAGCCACCGCCCAGGAGGACGAGGUGCCGGCGAAAGAGGCGAAGGCCCGCCUCCGCGCAUUGUGCCUACCUAUCACGCUCUUCGGCGAGACCCAAGCUCAGCGUUCCGCGCGUCUCCUGCUGGCGGAGGAGGAUAAGGGGCACCACCAGGACGACUUUACCCUGGCGGAUGGGCACAACGUUAAUAACGAAUUUUUGGGGAACGUGAGCUCGGACCUGACGGGAAGCCACCUCGACGCCGCCACCGGCCGGAACGAUGAGACCGCGGCUGGCGAUGGUAAGGCGGGAGACGACUCAGAUGACGACGAUGACGACGACGACGAAACCGGAGCGGGUGCACGAGCAGCGCGGCAGGCAACAAGGACUGCGGGGGGGGGAGAGACUGGAGCGGCGGACAAGGGCGACGGGGUGGGUGGGGAGGGGGGAGCGGCCGCGGCGGCUGCGAGCGGAGGGGGCGCGGGAGGGGAGGAUGCUGCUGACAAGGAGGCGGGGCUGGACGGAGAGGUGAAGGAGAUGGAGCGGAAUAAGCUGGUGCGGACGUUCUUCAGGGGGCUGCUGAAGGAGUGGGAGAUGGACCUGAAUGCUAGGCCGGACCACGUCAAGCGCACGGUGCAGGGGAAGCUCGAGACCAAGACGCAGAAGCAGGCUAAGGACUACAUGCGCCCCCUGUUCAAGCUAUGCAAGCAGAAGGCGUUGCCCGACGGCAUCCUGAACAACCUCGUGACGAUGAUCAACUUCAUGAAGGAGGGCGAGUUCGUCCGCGCCAACGACAUAUACAUCCUCACCGCCAUUGGGAACGCCCCGUGGCCGAUCGGGCUCACCAUGGUGGGCAUCCACGAGCGAUCAGGUCGCGAGCGUAUCUCGUCAAAAAACGUGGCCCACAUCAUGAACAACGAGGCCCAGCGCAAGUAUUUGGUCUCGGUCAAACGGCUCAUGACCUAUUUGCAAGACAAGCGUCCCGACAUCGCCCCGAGUAAAAAGGUCCGUUGAUCAGCUGGAUUCCGGGCCUCUCCUACGUGUCCCAACGACGUGGCCACGGUAGCAGAAGUUGUGAAAGAGACACUUUGGAUGGCUGGCUCACCCUGUUGUGUUUCUCAGUAGAAAUGGCAGUUGCUGUGUCGACGCCACUGGAACCUUUGGGGUCGCUGCGAGUUCUGUUGGUUGCGCGGCAAGAGGUCGUGCGCAAUGAGCAAGGAGUGUGGUGUUCCCAGAUUUUAUUUUUGCUUGUAAAGGUUGGAUUGAAAUCAGACUCUGCAUCCAG
Messenger RNA from Ectocarpus siliculosus, 1594 nucleotides. NCBI's taxonomy places the organism in Eukaryota, Phaeophyceae, Ectocarpales, Ectocarpaceae. The record is from the annotation of a GenBank genome assembly.